CUGAGCAGGGAGUAUAAAAGGGGCAUCCUUCCCACUCAGCGCAGAAGUACUCUCACUCUCACACACUCCUAUAACGCGCUGAAGAUCUUUUCUCAAGAUGAAUGCUGGGCUGUGUGUGUGUGUCGUGCUGGCAGUCCUGUGUGCGAGCUGUUUGGGGCUCCCCUUCUCCUCCCAGCCAUUAGACGAGGGCCAGCGCCCCAUCUCCGCUCUCUCUGAAGCUCUCCUUGAGGCUGACACCCACACCUUGGGAGAUCUCCACCUCCGACACAGGCGCUCUGCCCCCCAGCUGAAAGCUCUUCCUCUGGCUGAGGAGGAUGCAGACUCCCGGGCCAAUCUCAGUGAGCUGCUCGCUAGACUCAUCUCCUCCAGGAAAGGUUCUGUGCGCAGAAACUCCACGGCAAACAGCAAAGGCGUCGGACCGAGUGCCAACCACCGGAUAGCAGACAGGGACUACUUAGGCUGGAUGGAUUUCGGCCGCCGCAGUGCAGAGGAGUACGAGUACUCCUCAUAAGGGGAAGUCAUGGCUCACACCACCACCACCAUAUGGGCACAAGAUAAAAAGAAGAAAAAAAAACCCUGCGCAAGCUGUCUCACAAUAAGAGUCUAUUUAUGAUGUAUUUGUUGUACAUUUGUUUGUAAAACUGUAAUAAUGCAAUAUACAUACAGUAUGCCAAAUUUUGCAGAAAAGCUCUCACUGUCCAACUUUGUUCGUUUUUUGGAUUUCUCUGGUUUCUUUAUCAUUCAAAGUGGAAAGGAGUCGGAUGGUGUCAGGGCUUGUGGAAAGUAACCAAAUAAAGAUUUAAACUAUC
Molecule: messenger RNA, 809 nt
Organism: Neolamprologus brichardi
Lineage: Eukaryota; Metazoa; Chordata; Actinopteri; Cichliformes; Cichlidae
Gene: cckb
Product: cholecystokinin b
Biological process (GO): digestion
Cellular component (GO): axon; extracellular region
Molecular function (GO): neuropeptide hormone activity
Source: RefSeq, a predicted model, not a curated record